Messenger RNA from Glycine soja, 2105 nucleotides. RefSeq lists its product as uncharacterized. The coding region runs from base 312 to 1928 and encodes 538 amino acids. The record is from RefSeq and is a predicted model, not a curated record. The transcript is spliced from 7 exons. NCBI's taxonomy places the organism in Eukaryota, Viridiplantae, Streptophyta, Magnoliopsida, Fabales, Fabaceae.
GAGAGAGAACCUUUGCGCUUUUUAUUAUUGCCAUGUUUGUCGGAGGCGGUGCGUAAUGCGCGCCACGCACACGAACGAACGGGUUCGGGUCGUAACAAUAUGACAAGCUUUCGGGUCGGAUUCAAACCCGGGAAAUCUCGGUGCUACGCGUGAUGCUAAACAAAGAGCGAUUCAGAUUUGAGACAUAACUCUUCAGAUCCGGCAUAACAGGAAGCUUAGCUUAGCUCAAUAAUUGAAGUUGAUAACUUCAAAAAAAUAAAAAUAAAAACAGAAAUUGAAGUGAGAGAGAGAUAGAGAUAAAGUUAAAGAGAAUGAGAUAUGGCGGAGGUAGAAAGAGGCGAAUGCUGUUGCAACCGUUUUUGGUUUUGUGUGCGACGGUGACAGGUUUGGGAUUGUUUAUGUUGGCGCUGAGGCCGUUGGAUCCUCCGAUCACGGUUGAUUUUCCGAAAAAAAUCGAGCUCGGAGAUUCGAACAGCUCGAGUUUGAACGGCGGCGGAGAGAAGCCGUGCGCGGCGGUGGAGGAGAUGGGGAAGGAUUUCGAAGCUGGUGUUGUCGGGAAGGAGACGCUGAGAGUGAGGAGAAUUAUCGAGGACCACUUCGAUCUGAACGGUGCUUCAAGAAUCAGGGAUUUGCCCCCAGAGCAGUUCUGUAGUCAUGGAUUUGUUCUUGGAAAGACUGCUGAGGCUGGUUUUGGGAAUGAAAUGUACAAGGUCUUAACUGCUGCAGCACUGAGUAUAAUGCUAAACCGGUCCUUGAUCAUUGGCCAAACCAGAGGCAAAUAUCCUUUUGGGGAUUACAUUUCUUAUUCCAACUUUACCUUUACCAUGAAUGAAAUAAAACAUCUGUGGAGACAAAAUCUUUGUGAAAGCAAAUAUGGGAGGCAACUGGUUAUGAGGACUGAUGAUUUUGAAAAGCCUGCUCAAACAAAUGUCCUCUGUAGCAAUUGGAAGGAAUGGAAGCAACCUAUCAUAUGGUUUCAAGGAACUACAGAUGCUGUGGCAGCUCAAUUUUUCUUGAAAAAUAUACACUCUCAGAUGAGGAUUGCUGCUUUUGAUUUAUUUGGUGAUCCACAAGUUCUGGGAUCUCAGCCGAAUGUAUUUGGAGAGCUCUUGAGAGUUCUCAUAUCUCCUUCAAAAGAUGUUGAAGCAGCUGUCAAUUGGGUUAUUGGUGGUGAGGAGAAUCCUGACAUCUCAUUGCAUAUGCGGAUGCUUAUGAAUAGGUCCAUAAGAGCUGUACAGGCUGCAUUGCAUUGCAUCAAAAAAGUCAUAGAGAGUCAGCACCUAACUUCUAGACCAAAGGUGGUUGUGGUGUCAGAUACACCUUCUCUUGUUAAAAGUAUCAUGCCCAACAUAAGCGAAUUUGCACAGGUUCUUUAUUUUGAUUAUGAAAAGUUCAAAGGAAAUAUCUUUGAAGGUUUGCCCAAGUUAGAUUUUAGAGUGAAGGAUUGGGGUCCAGCACCCAGAUGGGUUGCUUUUGUGGAUUUUUUUCUUGCAUCUCGAGCUAAAUAUGCUGUUGUCUCUGGAGCUCAUCGGCGCGUUGGAACUACCUAUGCUCAACUAAUCGCUGCACUGGCUGCAACACGCAAUCUGGGAGACAACUCGUCUAGUUCAAGUUUUUCAUUUUUGAGCAGUUUCCAGAGUACUAUGUUGACUGAAGGUUUAAAGAAUCAAGUUGGUUGGGGCCAUGUGUGGAACAGAUAUGCCGGACCAUUGAGUUGUCAUAACCAGACCAACCAAUGCGCUUUCACACCACUUCUCCCUCCUGGCUGGUGGGAUGGCUUAUGGCAGUCACCUAUUCCAAAGGAUAUCAGCCGUCUUGCUGCCUAUGGCAUCAAACUGUCUGGUCUUGGCACAGUUGAUUAUGAUUCCCUUCAAAAUUACUGUAGUACAAGGAAAAAUGUUGAGAGAACCGUCACAUUCAAUUUGUAGCGUUUGGAAGACACAUUUCAUUGUAUUCUUUAUGGUAUAAACAUAAUUUAUUAGUAUAGAAUUUGUUAAGUCAUUCUUUUCACUAUUUGAGUUUUCUUUUUAGUACAUCUGUCAAUUUAAAUGUAACCAAACAAGUUAUAUAUAGCUUUAAAAAUGAAAUUUUGAGUGUUGAAGUUA